UCACACACACACACACACACACACAAAGAAAGGAAAAAAUAUGGGGAGACCUCACUCUCUCUCUCUCUCUCUCUCUCUCAAUCAAUAGGCCAAAUGAUGCAUUCUCUCUUUCCAUUAAGCCGGGGAUUUAUCCUGUUUUUUAUCUAAUUUUUUUGGUCUAAUCAUCCUGCUUUGGAUGUGAUUUUGUGGUUGAAUUGGUGGUGAUUAAAGUUCUGAUCUUUGAGGGUUAUGAGUAUUGAUGGAGUUAAUUUUGAAGUUUUCGCAUCUGGGUAAGUCUGAAUCCAGUCACAGAGUGUUCAAAUCUGCAUAUACAUAGCAUAUUCAAGUUGCAUAUAUAGUUCAUAUAUUGCGGCUGUAGAUUUGGUUGGCGAGAUGGACGAAGGCAAUGAGGGCAAAAGAAGUCUCAGCGGGAUGGAAAAACUUUCCCUGGAAACAAACAGGCGCCACCCCAGAGAUUUGCUUCAGAUGUUCACAGCCAUCAAUCCUGUCCAAUUGGCCGGGACAAGUUUGGCCAGCGAAGAGGACGAAUCGGAGGAAAUUGAAUUGAGCCUCGGCUUGUCACUGGGCGGAAGAUUUGGAGUGGACAAGAACAGGAAGUUGAUGAGGUCUUCCUCCAUUGCCGGAAUUAUUCCGACAGUCAAAGAGGACGACGCGGUGGCGCCGCUUCCGGUCUCGAAUCCGGCGCUCACGCGGACUUCCUCGCUGCCGGUGGAGUCGGCGGAAGCGUGGCGGAAGAGGAAGGAGUUGCAGAUGCUGCGGCGGAUGGCGGCGAAGCGGCGGCGGUCGGAGAAGCAGAGGAAUAUGAAGGGUGAGAAGGAGGGUGAAGCUGAGGCCAAUUUGAGGGGCAAGAUUGAGAGAGAGCAGCAUAUGGCGGCGGCAAAUAGGGCGCUGCCGCCGUGUGGGUUGCCCAAUUGGGCUGCUGCGGCUAGACAAGCUCUUUUUUCCGGUGGGAAGGUUAUGGGCGGCGGCGGACCAUUAGGGUCCGUGGAGUCUCAAGGUGGAAGCUCCUCGGGGAUGUCAGAAUCAGAGAGUAGGCAAUUUCAAGGAUCCAGUAGCUGUGGCGAAGCAAGUCCGUCGAGUAUUCAUUCACUGCAAGAGCGCAGCAGCCAGGAGGCAGCAGGUUCUUCCCGGGCAAAGGGAAAGGAGAAUCCGGGCAAGUCCAGUGCCGAGACAGAAUCUUCAUCAAAGAGAACCGAGACUGUGGAAAGACGAGGGAGGGAAACUGGGUUGAGCUCGAUGGAAGACAUGCCUUGUGUUUUCACACAAGGAGAUGGCCCCAACGGGAGAAGAAUAGAGGGGAUUCUGUACAAGUACGGGAAGGGAGAGGAAGUUAGGAUAAUGUGCAUAUGCCACGGCAGUUUUCACUCGCCGGCAGAGUUCGUCAGACAUGCUGGCGGCACCGACAUCGCUCAGCCGCUCAAGCAUAUAGUCGUCAACCCUUCGGCGACCCCCUUUUUGUAAUGCUGAUUGCAAGAAUGUUGUUUUGGGGGGGGGGGGGAAGAAGGAGACAAGCAUCCACAAGGAUGGAUUGGUAGCUAUUUUUUCAUUAAUCUUUCAUCCAUUUUGAAAGUAACUUCUGUUUAUGGAGUAAACUAAUCGUGUUUGGAAGUGAGAAUGACCCAAGCAGAGCAGAUUUCAUUGUA
Messenger RNA from Diospyros lotus (date-plum), 1643 nucleotides. RefSeq names its product ninja-family protein AFP2-like. The transcript has 2 exons. The record is from RefSeq and is a predicted model, not a curated record. NCBI's taxonomy places the organism in Eukaryota, Viridiplantae, Streptophyta, Magnoliopsida, Ericales, Ebenaceae. Gene Ontology annotation, cellular component: nucleus. Gene Ontology annotation, biological process: signal transduction; negative regulation of DNA-templated transcription; response to abscisic acid. The coding region runs from base 373 to 1461 and encodes 362 amino acids.